AUGACUGCUUCCGCUGAUAGUCCCGUCUACCGGGCCACCACGACGGCCCCCGUCAACAUCGCUGUCAUCAAAUACUGGGGCAAGCGUGAUGCCGUUCUCAACUUGCCUACCAACUCCUCUCUCUCCGUCACCCUCUCCCAACGCUCUUUGCGCACCCUUACCACCGCCUCCUGCUCGGCCAUCUACCCCGCCCAAGACGAGCUGAUCCUCAACGGCAAGCCCCAGGAUAUCCAGUCAUCCAAGCGUACCCUUGCCUGUCUCUCCAGCCUGCGCGCUCACCGCAAGGAGGUCGAAGCCGCCGACUCCUCUCUUCCGAAGCUCUCUGCCCUCCCUCUCCGCAUCGUCUCCGAGAACAACUUCCCCACCGCUGCCGGACUCGCCAGCUCGGCUGCUGGGUUCGCCGCCCUUGUCCGCGCCGUGGCCGACCUCUACCAGCUCCCACAAUCUCCACGGGACCUCAGUCGCAUUGCCCGCCAGGGCUCCGGCUCCGCCUGUCGAUCGCUGAUGGGCGGCUACGUCGCCUGGCGCGCCGGCACCCUUGAGGAUGGCAGCGACAGUCUGGCGGAGGAAGUCGCGCCCGCCUCUCACUGGCCCGAGAUGCGCGCCAUCGUGCUUGUCGUCAGCGCCGAGAAGAAGGAUGUCCCCAGCACGGAGGGGAUGCAGACGACCGUCGCGACGUCGAACCUGUUCGCUACGCGGGCGAACACCGUCGUCCCCGAGCGCAUGGCGGCGAUUGAGACCGCCAUCCAGAGCCGGGACUUCCCCGCCUUUGCCGAGAUCACCAUGCGGGACUCCAACGGGUUCCACGCCACCUGCCUGGACUCCUGGCCUCCGAUCUUCUACAUGAACGACGUCUCGCGGGCCGCUGUGCGUCUCGUCCACGACAUCAACCGGGCCGUCGGCCGCACGGUCUGUGCCUACACCUUCGAUGCGGGCCCGAACGCUGUUAUCUACUACCUCGAGAAGGAGACCGAGCUCGUGGCUGGUACGAUCAAGGCCAUUCUCGGUACCAAGGCCGAUGGCUGGGAAGGCCCCUUCUACGAGCCCAUGAAAGAUCUCAGCGCCCCCGGUGUUGCCCUGGACAAGGUGGACUCCAGGGCCGUGGAAGUGCUCAAGGAUGGCGUCAGCCGCGUCAUCCUUACCGGCGUCGGCGAGGGGCCCGUCAGCGUGACCGAUCACCUGGUUAGCGAGAAGGGCGAUGUCCUCUCUCACUAG
Aspergillus aculeatus ATCC 16872 is the source of this 1215-nucleotide messenger RNA. RefSeq names its product diphosphomevalonate decarboxylase MVD1 (gene mvd1). Gene Ontology annotation, biological process: isopentenyl diphosphate biosynthetic process, mevalonate pathway; isoprenoid biosynthetic process. The coding region runs from base 1 to 1215 and encodes 404 amino acids. Gene Ontology annotation, molecular function: diphosphomevalonate decarboxylase activity; ATP binding. Lineage: Eukaryota; Fungi; Ascomycota; Eurotiomycetes; Eurotiales; Aspergillaceae. The transcript has 2 exons. Gene Ontology annotation, cellular component: cytosol. The record is from RefSeq and is a predicted model, not a curated record.